Oppiella nova is the source of this 900-nucleotide messenger RNA. The record is from the annotation of a GenBank genome assembly. Lineage: Eukaryota; Metazoa; Arthropoda; Arachnida; Sarcoptiformes; Oppiidae.
AUGGACGCCGACGGGGUGGCCGUCAGCGCCGACUUCUACCUCCGACUCGCCGGCGAUGGCAACCGAAUGAUGCAAAAGCAGAUACCUGUAGUGCAGUGCAGUGAAUCGCAAGAUGCGUUUGCAACCACUGGUGACCCGGAAGCACAUGUGGUGUCAGAGGAGACACAAGAAGUGCAGACUUUGGACACAGAGGUCGACGACAGAGACAGAGAUGAGACGGAAGGACCGGAAGAGGUGUCGAAAGAAGAAGAGGGCGGAGAGAGUGGUGUCGGAGAAGAGGAUGACAGAGAAGACAGCGUUGAUUGUGAACCGAUUGCCAGCACUAGUAAUUCGGGUGCUAAGAGUGUCUCCAAUGAGCGCCCAUUUGUGUGUUUUUGGCCAAAUUGUGGCAAACGAUUUGCACGAAAACAUAAUCUCAAAGAACACAAGAGUGCCGUCCAUUUGAAGCUUAAAAGAUUCAGGUGUGAUGUCGAGGGUUGUGGUCAACGAUUCGCUUAUAAAUCACAUCUCAUCCGACACAAACUCAAGCAUUCGGGAGAAAAGCCAUUCAAAUAUGAUUUCAGUGAUUGUGGUAAAUGUUUUGAACUAAAAUCAGACUUAAAUCGACACAAUACUGCCGUUCAUAUGAAGGAAAAGAGAUUUCAAUGCGAUUAUAAUGGAUGUGAGCGACGGUUUUCACUGAAACAGACUUUAAUUGAUCCACUCGAGAGAGAAGCCGUUUGUCUGCGAUGCAUGGAUUGCGACAAACGAUUCUCACUGAAAAUCAGUUUAAAAAUACACAAAAAUGCCGUUCAUUUGAAACUCAAACCAUUUGUUUGUGACCACAAAGAUUGUGGCAAAUGUUUCACUCAUCGGUCAAAUUUGAUAAGACAUGAACGCAAACAUUUGACGAACAAAUAA